Molecule: messenger RNA, 761 nt
Organism: Rhodofomes roseus
Lineage: Eukaryota; Fungi; Basidiomycota; Agaricomycetes; Polyporales; Fomitopsidaceae
Exons: 3
Coding region: 128-691 (187 amino acids)
Source: RefSeq, a predicted model, not a curated record
CGCUUGUUCGGUGGAUGCACGACAGCACGAUGAUAUGAUAACAGGUAACGCUACAUAGCAUAAAAUACAGCACGAAAGCUCGUCAACGCGAAUAAGUUACGUAUCCCUGCGUAUCUAUCGUAAGUAAAUGACGAAGUCCAUGCUCACUCACUGCUUCCCAAACGAAUACGCCAGCACCUCCUGCGUCAGCCUGUACGACUCGUCGUGUCCAUGCUCGCCAUACGUGCCCUCGUCCGACAGCGGCGUCGGUGGGCCAAAGUCCGGAUUCGCGACGAUGAACCCGCGCCGCCCUCCGCGCUUCGCAUCGAGCGCACUCAGGCGCACCGGUAGCGUUGGGCGAGGACCCCCAGCACCCGCUGGCGCUCCCGCUCCCCGCGUCGCUCGCGUACCCCGCCGCAGUGUCCUGCGAACCCUCGCGCCGGUGCCAUUGCUGCGGCUGCUGCUGCCUGUCCCUGCCACCGCUUGCUUCUAUGCGCUUCUCGCGCCGAGCUUGCAUGCGUGCGUAGCUCCGCCGGCGGUCCUCCAUCCACGCCUCGUCGUCGUAGUCCUGAGACAUGUACGAGGGAGAGGUCGUGGCGAUCCCUGGGAGGCCCGGGGUGAAGCCUGCGACGGAAAGGAUGUGCAGGAUGGGCGCGUGCGAGCGCGUGGUGCGCAUGCGGUGUGCGUACAUGCAGGUAGACCUGGGUUGUGACGGUUAGCUUGGCGCGGGCGGGAGAGAAGGAGGCUUACCCAGGACCGAAGACGAAUUCUCCGCCGAGCUG